AUGGGGAAGCGCAAGAAGAGUUCGCGCAAGCCUAACGGCCCAAAGAGGUCCGACCCUUUGCCGACCGCAUUUACCUGCCUCUUUUGCAACCACGAGAAGAGUGUAGCCGUCAAGCUGGACAAGAAGGUCGGCAUCGGCUAUCUCGAGUGCAAGGUCUGCGGCCAGAAGUUCCAGUGCGAUAUCAACUACUUAUCCGCACCCGUGGAUGUGUACGGCGAGUGGGUGGAUGCCGCCGAUUCCGUUGCCAAGGUCGAGGGUGAUAGCAGGCAUGAACGGUUGAGCUCGGGCCGGUUGUCAAGCAAGCCUUCACGAGGAGAUGCCUACGAUGACGACGACGGCGGCGACAGGCGCUAUGACGGAGACGGCGUCGUGGGCGACGACGAGUAUGACUGA
Messenger RNA from Grosmannia clavigera kw1407, 393 nucleotides. Its product is annotated as transcription elongation factor. Gene Ontology annotation, molecular function: RNA polymerase II complex binding. NCBI's taxonomy places the organism in Eukaryota, Fungi, Ascomycota, Sordariomycetes, Ophiostomatales, Ophiostomataceae. Gene Ontology annotation, biological process: transcription elongation by RNA polymerase II. The record is from RefSeq and is a predicted model, not a curated record. The coding region runs from base 1 to 393 and encodes 130 amino acids. The transcript is spliced from 4 exons. Gene Ontology annotation, cellular component: transcription elongation factor complex.